Molecule: messenger RNA, 3501 nt
Organism: Yarrowia lipolytica CLIB122
Lineage: Eukaryota; Fungi; Ascomycota; Dipodascomycetes; Dipodascales
Source: RefSeq, a predicted model, not a curated record
AUGCAGAUAUUUUUUGAAUCUGAAUUUUUCGGACUGAUAAAUUCCACUUAUCAACUAACACCACUCGACAAGAUGCUCCGAGCCAGUAAAGCGGUUCGAGUGAGCAGAUCGGGACUGUCGGAGUCCUUGCGGAUGCUGCCACCCCAAGUCCGCUCGGUUUCAACCCAGCUAGUUCGCAACAGUGGUGCUAAAAGAAAGACCGCCACCAACACUGUGGCCAAGCAGAGACCCGCCAAGUGGGGCUCCAGAAAGCCCACGCCCGCUCAGAUUGAGGAGAGCAAGCAGCAGUGGCUGGCGGCCCGAGAAAAGGCAAAAUUUGGCAAACUUGCAGCUAAAUUGGCCGAGAUGAAAAGCGCCCGACAACAGAAACAGCCCGACGACGGUCGACAGAAGGUCGAUCCCGUGACCCCCGAACAACGACAGCUACUGGAUCUGAUCCAGGGACCCCUGGUUACCGUGCAGGGAGACGCUAAGGCCCACAGAAACUUUCUCACCAGCACUCUGAGACGGAUCACACCGUACGUCGAUGAGGGAGGCUCCAGUUUGAUUGAAAAGGGAAGGUUCGACUUCAUCACUGGCCGUCACGUGGUCAAGUCGCAGCUAGAGGAUCUUUGUAACCUCGAUGACGCCCAAAAAAGCUUGGAUCCCGCUUCACACAGGAUCCCCCUGGUAUUCGACGACCGCGGAAACGCUCUGAGACUUUCAGUGACGGGGUUUUUCAAGCUCCGAAAUGAGACUCGUAAAGGCAGGUACACUCUGCCGCUCCUGCAGCAGAUCAACAUGCCUGUGCGGUUCGAGAGCCACCGAGACUUGUUGUUGAAGGUUUUGGAAGAGGAGGUGCAGUUUCAGAUUGAGCAGGAGAAAAUCUAUCAAGCCCGUCUGGAGAGCUUGAAGUCCUUGUCUGAGGGUAAAGAGAAGCUCUCUGAGGAAGAUGUGGCUCGCUACAAGGAGAUUCAGCAGACUCACGUUUCUGCUCAGAGUGAAAUCCUGCGAGUUCUUGCCAAGAUGGGCCAUAUCGUGGCAUGUGACAACUUUGAUGCGUUGUUGAAGCCUGCCAUUUUGCAGCAUAUCAUCACUGACGGUUCCGAGACGGUUCAUUUAUUAAAUUUGAAGGAUCCCUUGAGUCGGUCGAUCAAAAUCAACUAUAACAAGUUUCUGUCUCGAGAAGGAGGCCAACUGGAUCUCCCACAGGCUGCUGUGACCGAUGGAACGCGUGUCUACGCCAAGUACGCCAAGGGAGUGGUUGUUUUCCCCUUCUACAAGUUGUCUGGUGUGCAGCUGAUUGAGAUUUUGAAAAAGGUCGUGUUUGCAGAAUUCGAGCGCAUCCGAACCCAGUACGGCAUUGAGGAGGACGAGCUGAUGGCCCAGCUGCAGAUUAUGGCCGACAGAGGCGACAACUAUCUCAAGUUUUACCCCGAGAAACCCAUCUCCGCGGUCGAUGAAGUCACGGGACUUGUGCUCGACGAAACGGCUGGUGCUGCUGCUGAGGAUGACGAGCUGAAGAUCUCGUUUUUCAAAAUCCAUGAGACCGAGAAGGAGAAGUACUUCUCCACGAAAGCCGCGGUGCGAACCGACAUGGGGCUUCCUGAGGAGCAGGAGAGCGAGUUUGAGUCGGUUUCUACCGCAGUCCAGAAUUCGACCUACGAGGAUGUUGUUUCUGAGCUUGAGAGACUUCGUCCGGAGUCCAUUGUGGUUGCCAGAAAGACCUGGGAUGGAAUUUCACAGACUAUUGAAAAGAAUAUCCUGGUUGACGACCUCAGACAGUACAUCCGAGACUGGAGUAAGGAGAACAAGAUUCCGUUUCCCACCACUCGUCUUCUAAAGGCGGAUUUGAUCCAUCUACUCCGAGACCGCGUCUGGAAGAUCACGCUCACCGAUUCUGUGCCCAACAAUGUAGUUUCCCAAACCUUCAAGCUCUCCGAACUCCAGAAAAUCUUCCUCUUCAAGUACCACUACCAGCUGGUGCAGUUGUGGGUGACCCGGGGCGCGGAAGUGUCUUUUGCUGACGAAAAAAAUGACGAAAUUGUUGUUUCUGCGCCGGAGAAGAUCCUCAGAAUGGUCAGCGUGACUCUGUCGCAGUUUGGCUCUCGUAUCACCUGUGCCAAGCUCGACAUGACGAAAUCACAGCUCUCCAACAUGACUCCCGAGCUGUGGAAGAGUCUGCAGGAGUCCACUGAGACUCACAUUGUCCAUACUGACUCUGACGUUCUCGUCUACUAUCUGGGAAACGCUCAGAAGAAAACCAAGCUGCUCAGUCGGUACAUUCGGGCCAUGAGCCCUCAGGGACACUUCUCGCAGAGCAUCAUUUACCAAACCAACCCCGAGAGUGUGGAAAAGUCUGCCUUUUUCCCUAGAGCCGUGUCGCAUGAACAGCCCUGGUACCAGAGAGUGAUCAAGAAGUGGGCCCGAUGGCGAGAGAUUCACGGAUCAGACUAUCUCAGCAACACCCAGGAGCCCAAGCUGUCGCUGGUGUCUUCUUCGGGAGUGUCGGACCUACCUUCAGACCAGUCUCUUCAGAACAUCAUCUCGGACACCCUCAUCACCCAGCUGGAAGCUCUACCUAGCUCGAUAGUGACCCAGGACGCGUCUCAGGUGGUAGACUCGGCCGACCAGCGACAGCUGAGCGACAGACUGGCCCAUAAAGCUAUUCUGGCGGGCGUGGUGGAACCCUAUGAUCCGGCAGCCAACAAUGUCGCUCCCACCGUCUACGAAAAGGUGUCGAUUUCCGCCACCCUGGGCCAACUGGUGCACGCCAACAAGAGCACCCGUGACUCGCGGGGCUCCCUGGACGUGUCUACCAUCGAUCCUGUUCGAGACGUUCACUUUUCGGGCUCCGUUCCGUUUGUCAACGAAAAACUCCGAACCAUGUUUCCCAAGUCGAGACCAGGAGCCCAGGACAGAUACAAGAUGGUUCUGCACUGCGAGCCCAUGUCGUCAACAGACGCUCCCCCGAUCCAAAUUGAGGCCGUCAACAUGACCAGGAACGAGCAAAUGUUCAAGUACCCGCCCCCGUCCAUCUACGCUGUGACUCGACAGACAAACCUGCUGGUGUCGCUGCCUUCAAUCAACUCGGACAUGAUGUACAGCGCACGGUCGAGACAGAAGUUGCUUCCGUCGGCCAAUCUUUUGCAUGCAUGGGAAGUCUUCUUCUCCAAGGCCAGCAGACAAGUUCAGUACCCUCCCGAGUUUGAAAUCAACGUGAACGGAGAGAACACCGCCUACCGGUGUGUUAGCGUGGUCUACGCCCGUCACGAUGAGUACCCAGUGCUCUCGUUCGACAACACAAACGAAGCCACAGCAGGUGUGGUCAUGCAUAGAAACAUAGCUGGAGGAGACAUGUGUGGGGUGCGAAACGAGGUGUCUGUGGAAACCAUCUGGAGAGACUACAAGGUGGCGACUGAGGACGAGUCGCAGCUGAAGUCUGAUUCGCUGUUGGACGACUUUGUGGGUAAUUCCCUCAAGUUCAUGGACUCUUUGGACGCUGAGUCGGUGCCUCUUUAA